This is a messenger RNA of Rotaria sp. Silwood2, 1266 nucleotides long. The record is from the annotation of a GenBank genome assembly. Lineage: Eukaryota; Metazoa; Rotifera; Eurotatoria; Philodinida; Philodinidae.
AUGUCUUUUAUUGAAGUUAGUAUUGAUUCACAUUUUCCUCUUCAAAAUUUACCUUAUGGCAUCUUUUCAACAAAAGAUAAUGUAAAACCAAGAAUUGGUGUUGCAAUAGGAACGAAAAUUUUGGAUUUAUCUGUUGUUAAACAUUUAUUUGAUGGACCAAAUUUGAAUGGAAAACAAAAUAUAUUUGAAGAGACAACUCUCAAUAAAUUUAUGUCACUUGGUAAAGCAGCAUGGAAAGAAACUCGACAACGAUUACAAGAACUUUUAUCUGAUACUUGUACAACAUUAAAAGAUAAUGAUGAAUUACGAAAAAAAGCUUUCGUCGAACAAAGCGAGGCUAAAAUGCAUCUACCUGCACAAAUAGGUGAUUAUACAGAUUUUUAUUGUUCAAAAGAACAUGCAACCAAUGUUGGAACAAUGUUUCGUGGAAAAGAAAAUGCUCUGAACCCAAACUGGUUACAUUUACCUGUUGGUUAUCAUGGACGAGCCUCGUCGAUAGUUAUAUCCGGAACAGAAAUUCGUCGACCGAAUGGGCAAACAUGUCCUGAUGAAAGUAAACCACCAAUAUUUGGAAAUUGUAAAUUACUUGAUUUUGAACUUGAAAUGGCUCUUUUCAUUGGUGGUCAAGGUAAUCAACAAGGAGAACCAAUUACAAUGGAUAAAGCUGAUGAAUAUAUAUUUGGUCUUGUCGUUAUGAAUGAUUGGUCAGCACGCGAUAUACAAAAAUGGGAAUAUGUUCCAUUAGGUCCAUUUAAUGCAAAAAAUUUUGGUACAACUAUUUCACCAUGGAUAGUAACUGUGGAUGCAUUAGAAUGUGCUUUAUGUAAUGGACCAACACAAGAUCCAAAACCAUUAGCCUAUUUAACUCAACAAGAACCAAGUGCAUUCAAUAUUGAUUUACAAGUAGCAUUGAUACCGAAUAAAUCUUCAACAGAAUAUAUAAUUUGUAAAUCAAAUUUAAAGUAUAUGUAUUGGAGUUUAAAACAGAUGCUUGUUCAUCAUACCAUAACAGGUUGUAAUUUACGACCUGGUGAUCUAAUUGCAACAGGUACAAUCAGUGGUCAAACACCUGAUUCAUAUGGAUCAAUGCUUGAAUUAUCAUGGCGUGGUUCAAAGCCUUUAGAAUUAGAUGAAAAUUUAACAAGAAAAUUUCUUGAAGAUGGCGACACAGUAACCAUGACUGGUUUUUAUCAAGGCAAUGGUUUUAAAAUCGGUUUUGGACAAUGUACCGGAACAAUAAUCCCAGCAUUGCCAUUACCAAAAUGA